Beauveria bassiana ARSEF 2860 is the source of this 2265-nucleotide messenger RNA. RefSeq names its product tousled-like kinase. Lineage: Eukaryota; Fungi; Ascomycota; Sordariomycetes; Hypocreales; Cordycipitaceae. Gene Ontology annotation, molecular function: protein kinase activity; ATP binding. The record is from RefSeq and is a predicted model, not a curated record. The transcript has 3 exons. Bases 1 to 2265 code for a protein of 754 amino acids. Gene Ontology annotation, biological process: protein phosphorylation.
AUGUUCCAGGCAGACGCCUUAUUGAUCAAACCCAACUGUGGCAGCAGUUCAGAUGUUUUGCCGCGAAAGAGCGUCGAUACUCAGCUCCCAAGACCCCCGCAUUUUGCUACUCUGUCCCUUCAACUCGUUCACAUGCCAUCUGGAGAAAAUACAAUGCACAACUUCGAUUUCGAUGAUAAUGAUGAUGAUAUCAUAUUGACUUUGAUGCCCGCUGAUGGCCAUGGAUACUGGGGUGCUUUGCUGGCAACACGAUCAGCUGCAAACGAACGGUUUCUGCGACGUGCCCCCGGUCAAAGCAUUCCAGGCGGGCACGGCGUCUCCCACAAUGUCCCAGAUGACCGGAGCGAACGAGAAAAAACGGAGCCACUGGUAAAGCCGAUUGCCUCUGACAGCGCGAGAUGCCUCGUGUUGAGGUUCAGCCAGGGUUGCAAAACGAAUGCUGGUAUAAUCGCCGGGUCUAGCCCGGAACAUGCCGAUUUGCUACUCCCGGUUUUCACAGAUGUCAGCAAAAAGCACAUUGCUUUCACCUUCGACAGGAUGAACGUGCCAAUUGCGAGAGAUCUCCAGACUACGGCUGGAACGCGUGUCAUAUAUGACGGAGAGACGCGCGAUCGUGUGUCGGGCUUUGACUGGUCGUUAGUCGGUCCCAGCAUCGCUGGAGAUAAACUGCCCAUCCUUGACAUCUCAGAUGAGGUAAAGUUUAAGGUCAAAGUGCCUAAGCGAGACUUUUCCUCUCCCGAUUAUGUCGAGAAAGUGAACAGGUUUCGUCAGGGCUCGACUGAUCCCGCGGAGCUGCUCGAUUCUGUCAAGAUUCGUACAGAAGGGGGCACGCAAGUCCAAACAGGGCAGCAAAGUCCGUUAGACGGCCAAAGAUCAAAGUUAGAGGGUGUCUUUCACACAAAAGAACUUGGCAAGGGCAGUUUUGGUGUCGUCGAGUACUUUUGGAAUGUGACAACAAGAGACGACUUUGUUGUAAAGACGCCCAAGAAAGACACGGCCAUCGACAUGGACAGUUGGAAAAGAGAGGCCAGUAUUCUGAAGAAAAUUUCUCAUAAGCAUAUAGUCGCGCUUCUAGAGGCGACUUUCGAUCCAAUUCCCAAGCUGCGACUAGAAUACAUUCCUGGAGGCUCUCUUACUUCAGAAGACAAGCUGAGCGAGCGUCACGGAGCACAAGUCCUCAGCCAGCUAUCGUCAGCUUUGGACUAUCUACAUACUCUGAACCCUCCCAUCAGCCACCGUGAUAUCAAACCCGAAAAUAUUCUUGUUGUCGAGAGAACAGUAGACAAUAUCUAUGUCAAGUUUGGCGACUUUGGUCUCUCCAAAGAGUCUGAGAAGCUGAUGACCAACUGUGGUACUCCGGUAUGGUCAGCACCAGAAAUCUUUCGCAAAAACGCUGAUCCCAAGGGAACCAGAUCUGAAACAUACACUGUUGCAGUUGACAUAUGGUCGCUCGGAGUAGUCGUGGGUAAUCUAUUAUUCGGUACGCUCCCAAGCUGGCAAAGUGCAUAUAGCAACGACGAGAAAAGUUGGGUUCGCAAAUUCCGCAAUUUUUUCGUGGACAAGAAUUGUGUCAAGCAUAGCAAACUACUCUCGUUACUUCUUGACAAGAUGAUAGUUAUGAAUGCAGCCGAGCGGUCAUCGGCGGGUGUUAUCCAUUGCGAGGUGGAGAGGAUCUUGGGGCAGGGGCUCAGUAGUGAGGUCGAUGACGGAGAAAGUGAAGGUAUGGCGACUCCCAUGCCACGUAACAUGGGCGGGGAACUCACUCCCCGUCCCGGUGUCAACAAUGACCUUCUGCAGGUAGUGAAAGCCCUGAAUAAUGGUGUUGAUGAAAGCCAUUUCUUCGGAAGCAAGGAUAUGUCCGGAGAGACUGUGCCGUCAGACACCCAGCGACAACUUGCGAUUGACCUGAGAGAAGCAUAUGAGGCAUGGAACUCCUGUUCACCGGCAGCAGGUUCGUAUAAGGUGACGUCGACCCCCGAGAAACCAGAGAUGGCGAGCAUCCCCCGAACACACUUGGAUGAAGAGACGAAACAACUGAGCGCUGCGAAUAAAGCUACCGUUAUUGCCCACUGCGAUGCUGGUGGAAAAGUGCAGGCAAAUGGAGGGGAGAUUGAGCCUAUUGACGGCUCUAGAGGCGAAAACCUUAGUCACAAGAGAAAGUGGCCGAAGGACCCCUCUGCGGGCAGCCGGCCAGUCGUUGAGAAACAAGUUGCUGCCGCAGGCAAAUGCUCACGAGAGCACAAAAGGACCAAGACUUAUGAAUGA